Coregonus clupeaformis (lake whitefish) is the source of this 3744-nucleotide messenger RNA. Its product is annotated as cytochrome c1. Lineage: Eukaryota; Metazoa; Chordata; Actinopteri; Salmoniformes; Salmonidae. The transcript has 5 exons. Bases 106 to 867 code for a protein of 253 amino acids. Gene Ontology annotation, biological process: anterograde axonal transport. Gene Ontology annotation, cellular component: mitochondrion. The record is from RefSeq and is a predicted model, not a curated record.
UCCUCUCUAACGAGGCCAGUCUGUAGUUGCAUCUCUCUUCAGUUGUCCUGCAAGCCUCCUGUACAACCAGACGCACUGCGCACUAGCUCCUGGUUUUGAGCAGAAAUGUUUUUCUGUAGAUCGGCUUGGCAGAAACUGGGGCUCCUGGCACGAAUGACAGUCGCCCUACCCUUAUCCAGAAAUGUGGUUCCAGUGCGGCAGAUGUCCUUCGGGAUCCCCGGUGGCUCUUCCACCAACAUGGCGUACUUUGUUCUGUGUGGAGGAGGCCUCACUGCCGCUGUAGUCUACGCUUACAAGACAGUGAAUGGUGACAGUGAGCGGUACAAUGACAGACUCGCUGAGAUGAACUUGAGGCCAAAGGGCGAGGCAGAGGCAGCAGCACCAGCAGCAGAGGAAGCAGCACCAGCAGCAGAGGAAGCAGCACCAGCAGUAGAAUCCCCAGAAGAACCGGCACCAGUAGAAGCAGAGGUGGUAGCCGAGGUGGUCGCUGAGACGGCUGCUGUCGAGGAGGCGCCUGCAGCAGCAGAGGAAGUCGUGGCAGAGGUCGCAGCCGAACCCGACGUCGUAGAGGCGGAUGCAGAGGUUGCCGCAGAACCAGCGGUCGCCGCAGUCGAGGAGGCGCCCACAGCGGAAGUCGUUGCAGAUGUCGCCGUGGUUACAGAAGAAGCCGCCCCGGAGGCUGCCGCAGAGGCUGUCAUCGAGGACGUCGCUGAGGCGGCUCCCGUCGUCGUGGAAGAGGUCGUUGCCUUGGAGGAUGUCGCCGAGGCACCCGCGGUGGAGGCUGCCGGUGAGGAUGUUGUGGCUGAGACGGCUCCCGUCGCCCUUGAGGCAGAAGCGUCCCCUGCCGCCGAGGUGGCGGCAGCAUAAGGGGUCAGAGGUGAAAGGUCAUGCUAGAGGGGUGGGGUUAGCUGUGGUGUGUCCUCUUACUACUACCCCCCUCAAACCUACACCUGCUCCCCCAACCCCACACAGGCCCCAUCUACACCCUAUUCCCCAUGUAGUGCACUACUUUCCCUGGUCAAAAGUAACGCCCUACAUAGGGAAUAGGGUGCCAUUUUGGAUCACAGCCCCCUUUCUACCAGGACAUUUUACAAUAAGAAGCAGGAGGUGGACUAUGUUCUGUUAAAGAACACUUUAGUUAUGAAAUUAUAUUCUGGUGAUGGGGAUGGCUGUCUCUUCUCAUUCUGACUCCUUUACACCAGCGCUAAAACCACAGCUAAAUACAGAGCUGUUUCAGUUUAAAAUGAUACCGGUCUAUUUGUCAAGCAAUAUGGUUGUAUUUAUCAAUGGGGACAGGAGUUUUUACUGGUCGGAUCAUGGUUGGUUGGGUGGUGGGGGGGGGACUCCUGGCUCUGUUUUUCUGAGGAGUCCUUAGGUGUUUCUAAGGGGUUAAAGGGGCUGGAAAGGGAGAUAUUGGAGUCAUGAUUGUACAAGUUGUCCUGACCCACAAACCUAUGUGCGUCUGAAAUGGCACCCUAUUCCCUAUAUAGGGCCCAUAGGCUCUGGUCAAAAGUAGUUCACUAUCACUAUAUAGGGACUAGGGUGCCAUUUUGGACACACUUCUAAUGUAAAGUUCUCCCAAGUGGCCCUUAGAAUUCAGGACACAAAAUGGCACCUUUUCCUUCACUUUUGUCCGAAUGACUUUGUCCCUUAAGAGUCAAGCUUAUUGAGGAUUUCUAGAUAAUGGCACAGUCUGGUAUCUUGGCUUUAAAUCAAGUUUGCACUCCAUUUCGACGAUGCGUUGAACGUGCUCCAAAUUCAGAUUGAAGGUAGUGUUAUGAACCUCGAGACGACAAGCACUUCAAGCAGGUUAAAUGGUUAUUAUGCAAAUAAUAAAUGUACCAGUCAGAGAAGCAUUUGAAUUGCUUUUUGAACAGCAUCUUAUUGUGAAAUGUGACCAAAACCCUGCAAGCUCCUUCCUGCUUUCUCCUCCUCUCUAAGUGCUGCCCUCACACCUCUCCCUAGGAUAAGCUCUAGAAGGAUUAGUCGGUGAUGUCAUAAAGCUGUGUUCCACUGCCCAAAUGGAACUCCCAGUGAUUGGAACUUUGGGGAACAAUUGGAUCAGUUGGUUGUCUCUGUGUCCUCACUGAUCUCUUUAUGACAUCAUCUCUGUCUGAUCCUUCUUAUCACAUCCUAGACACUGUGCCAGGGAGAAGUCUGCCCCCACUAAGCACAGAUCAGGGAUCAGUUCCCCCUUGCCCCCAAUGCUGAGCAUAUAGGGCUGCAACCAGAGGUUCUGGAAGGGGAUUCUCAAUCCUCAAAACCCGUAGCAAAUAUUAUCAAUAUACUGUGCAACGUAGACGUUCUGUUUUCUACCGAGAUUGCAAAACAAUUCGUAUGUUGAUGUAGUGCCCAUCGGUUAUGAAUGUUUCAACCUCUGACAAAUCCUGUUUGUACCGUCAGUUUGUUUCGAAGAGCACCAAAACUAACCAUGGAGCCUCGCGGUCUGUAUCGUCCAAUCACAGAUCAGAUACAAGUCACGUGAUCUGUCAGGCGACCACAUGAUGUGCCAUCGAACAGAUCACGUGACUGGUAUCUGCUCUGUGAUUGGACGAUUCUACAGCUAUCGCGUGCCAUGUGUUCGCUAACAGACCACGUGACUUGUAUGUGCUCUGUGAUUGGUUGAUACUGACCGCAAUGCUGUAUGGGAUGAGUAGUUUGUUUACCCCCUUAACUCUGGAACACUAUAUAUUUUUUAAAGCCAUUUCUAAUCUUUUCAAUCAAUGGUUCACCCUGGAGAUUUGUGUAGCUAUUCAACAUUUGAAACCAUGACAACCAGCAUGUAUCUUUUUAAAAUUGUGGCCGUGUCAGUUCCUGGAACCAUAACUGUGGAAAGAGGGGCGUGGCCCGUUGCAGCCCUAGGAAUUGUUCAAUUUUAAGCUGGUCUUGGAUAAGUGCUUGGUGGGAAGUGACUUCCACCUAAAUGCAUCUUUUUUUAAAUACCUGUUGUUUACAGAGCCUCUGCCUUCAACUUCAAACCUCACGUAAAAACAAAUGUCUUCUGUACCUGCCUUACCUCCUAGUGGAGCGCCUAGUGGAGCGUCACAGUGAAACAUAUUUUAUCUAGAAGAGUCCACUACUAGUUUAACCAACCAACACAAGUUUGCCCUGUAACCACGGUGACUAACACACACACACACAAAAACACCAGUCGGGCCUUACGUGAUGUAACGAAGCUGUCCAGGACGAUGCACCCAGCCUGCAUCCCGAAUGGCUCCCUAUAUAUAGUGCACUACAUUUCACCAGAGCCCUAUGGUGUGGCCUAUGGGCCCUGGUUAAAACUAGUGCACUAUAUAGAGAAUAGGUUGCCAUUUGGGAUGCAGGUACACAUUCUACUACUAAUACUGUCACACUAAGUGGUUUUCUUUCCUUCAUCAACCAACCAAUCGUUCACCACCACCAUCUCUCAAUACAACUUCAAAAAGUCAAAGCCAUUUUCUUCAUUUUUUGUUUGUUUUUUGUGUGUGCCGGUGCUGUUACAAGUUGGUGUCUUUAAAUUUUUUUUUCCUAACUGUGAAAGGUAAACGUUAAGGGUACGUUAUAACCCAACAAAAUCUCACUUCAGCUCUACUGUUCUAUGCAUCUUCAAUCUCUCCAAUCGAUCGACAUUGGACAUUUUGUACUGUCUGAAGAUGGCCAACUAAUAAUGCGCCAGUGUUUCAACUUUAAGGAAAUGUUUUGAAAAGUAUCAGUGAAGAAGUAAAUCAGGAAGCUGAAGUCCUUCAAUAAAGACACUGUAAUUUA